Molecule: messenger RNA, 1878 nt
Organism: Pseudogymnoascus destructans
Lineage: Eukaryota; Fungi; Ascomycota; Leotiomycetes; Thelebolales; Thelebolaceae
Exons: 3
Coding region: 103-1815 (570 amino acids)
Biological process (GO): L-leucine catabolic process
Cellular component (GO): methylcrotonoyl-CoA carboxylase complex; mitochondrion
Molecular function (GO): methylcrotonoyl-CoA carboxylase activity
Source: RefSeq, a predicted model, not a curated record
ACGAAUGCAGGCCACGAAAACAUUUAACUCUAGAUUCUUGCAAGUUUGAUUACUUUCGAGAAUCCUCGCGAUAGUAUCGAAUAUAUAUUAUAUCCGAACAUCAUGUCUGCAAGCCGCGCCUCACGGAAGCUGCUCGCCAGCACCCUCCGUGCAUCCCAGCACCGCGCACCAGCAACAGCAACCCCUCUCACCUCAAGAAGCUCAAUCCGCGGAGCAGCGACCUUCGUGCCUCCCCACCAGGCCAAUGCCAUCUCCGUGCUCCCCACGAACGUCGACCCCUCCUCACCGGAGUACCAGGAGAAUGCGCAGCAGAUGGGCGAGGUGAUCGCGCGGCUCGAGACACUCACAAAGAAGGUUCGCCAGGGCGGCCCGCCCAAGGCCAGGGACAAGCAUAUCGCGCGCAACAAGAUGCUGCCGCGAGACCGUGUGACGGCGCUGAUUGAUCCGGGGACGUCGUUCCUGGAGCUGUCGUCGCUGGCGGGGGAGGGGCUGUAUGGGGAGGACGUGCCGGCGGGAGGGAUCAUUACGGGCGUGGGUGUUGUGGAGGGAGUGACGUGCAUGAUUGUUGCCAACGAUAGUACGGUGAAGGGAGGGACAUAUUACCCGAUUACGGUGAAGAAGCAUUUGAGGGCGCAGGCGAUUGCAGAGGAUAAUAACCUACCUUGCAUAUACUUGGUCGACUCCGGCGGUGCCAACCUCCCCCACCAAGCAGACGUCUUCCCCGACCGCGACCACUUCGGCCGAAUCUUCUACAACCAAGCGCGGAUGAGCUCCCAAGGAAUCCCCCAGAUCGCCGUAGUCAUGGGUCCCUGUACCGCAGGCGGUGCCUACGUCCCCGCCAUGAGCGACGAGAGCAUCAUCGUCGACGGGCAGGGCCACAUCUUCCUCGCGGGCCCACCCCUUGUCAAAGCCGCCACCGGCGAGGUAGUAAGCCAAGAGGACCUCGGCGGCGGGCAAAUGCACACCUCCACCUCGGGCGUAGCAGACUACCUCGCCGUCGACGACGCGCACGCGCUCAUCCUCGCGCGCCGCUCCAUCUCCAACCUCAACUGGCCCCACAAGCCCUUCCCCGCGCCAACCACCUACGAGGAGCCCCUCCACGACCCGGAGGAGCUCAUCGGCAUCGCCUCCACCAACCUGCGCCGCCCGCUCGACGUCCACGAGAUCAUUGCCCGCAUCGUCGACGGCUCGCACUUUUCCGAGUUCAAGAAGGACUACGGAUCCAGCCUCGUCACGGGGUUCGCGCACAUCUACGGCCACAAGGUGGGCAUCGUGGCGAAUAAUGGGAUUUUGUUCUCGUCGAGCUCGCUCAAGGGCGCGCACUUCAUCGAGCUGUGUGCGCAGCGCGGCGUCCCGCUCGUCUUCCUCCAGAAUAUCUCGGGGUUUAUGGUCGGGCUUGAUGCGGAGCGCGAGGGGAUUGCGAAGAAUGGCGCGAAGCUUGUGACGGCGGUGGCGUGCGCGAAUGUGCCCAAGUUCACGGUCGUGGUGGGCGCGAGUAAUGGUGCGGGGAACUAUGGAAUGUGUGGGCGUGCGUAUAGUCCGAGGUUCAUGUGGAUGUGGCCGAAUGCGAAGAUUGGGGUGAUGGGAGGGGAGCAGCUGAGCAAGGUGAUGGAGACGGUGGGGAAGACGGUGGAUCCGGAGUUGAAGGCGAGGAUAGAGAGGGAGAGUGAGGCGGUGUUCUCGAGUGCGAGGUUAUGGGACGAUGGUGUGAUUUUGCCCAGCCAGACGAGGAAUGUUUUGGGAUUGGGACUGAUGGCUGCAAUGGGUGGGAAGAACGAGGUUAAGCCCACCAAGUUUGGUGUCUUCAGGAUGUAGAUGUAGAAACAGUGACGUUGGAAUCUAAAAAAAACAAUCUAUAAUUUAUGCUAAAUAUUGAAC